Molecule: messenger RNA, 417 nt
Organism: Pseudovirgaria hyperparasitica
Lineage: Eukaryota; Fungi; Ascomycota; Dothideomycetes; Acrospermales; Acrospermaceae
Exons: 3
Coding region: 1-264 (87 amino acids)
Source: RefSeq, a predicted model, not a curated record
AUGAAGGCUUACUCUGUAGUCCUCCUUUUCACAGCUAUGGCAUGCGCUGCUCCGCUCGCAUUUGAGAGCCGUGGCAGCCCAGUCCCACCUCUGUUUGAUGGCGGUGUAGACUCAAAGCGAGGCAGCCCAGUCCCACCUCUAUUCGAUGGUGGUGUAGACGCAAAGCGUAGUAGCCCCGUACCACCUUUGUUCGACGGUGGCGUGGACAGAAAGCGUGCUAGUCCAGUACCACCUUUGUUCGAUGGUGGUGUAGAAUCAAAGUAAGGGGUCCUCUUUCCACCCGUGUUCGAUCCCGGGGUGGCAACAGACUAGGAGAUGAUGCUGGAGCAUGGGUACCUUGACAUCUCAGAAUACAGGCGCACUAGUAUGAAUAGAGAUGAAUGGUUGUUUUCAUUACGUUCUUAUGUGAAGUUCAAG